Molecule: messenger RNA, 555 nt
Organism: Salvia splendens (bonfire salvia)
Lineage: Eukaryota; Viridiplantae; Streptophyta; Magnoliopsida; Lamiales; Lamiaceae
Product: alpha-soluble NSF attachment protein 2
Exons: 5
Coding region: 1-555 (184 amino acids)
Biological process (GO): intracellular protein transport; SNARE complex disassembly
Cellular component (GO): vacuolar membrane; SNARE complex
Molecular function (GO): soluble NSF attachment protein activity; syntaxin binding
Source: RefSeq, a predicted model, not a curated record
AUGGGCGAUAAUCUAGAGAGGGCGGAGGACUUCGAGAGCAAAGCCGUGAAGAAGCUCAGCGGCUGGGGCUUAUUCGGCUCCAAAUUCGAAGACGCAGCCGACUUAUUCGACAAAGCCGCCAACUCUUUCAAGCUCUCCAAAUCAUGGGAUCGAGCGGGAGCAGUUUAUGUAAAGUUGGCUAACUGUCAUUUGAAGUUAGAUAGCAAGCAUGAAGCUGCUAAUGCGUAUGCUGAUGCAGCUCAUUGCUACAAAAAGUGCAAUACACAAGGUGUGGUUAUCUUUCAUCUGCUGAAUUUGUCAGCCUUCGUAGCAAAAGAAAUAGUUGAGUUGUAUGAGCAUGAACAGAACUUGGAACUAGCUAUCGUGUAUUUUGAGAAAGCUGUUGAUCUCUUCCAAAGUGAAGAAGUAUCAACAUCAGCAAAUCAGUGCAAGCAGAAGGUAGCUCAAUAUGCUGCUCAGUUAGAACAGUAUAAGGCUGCCUCCCAACUCUAUCAGGACGUGGGCCGACUUCAUAUUCCAGUUUUUGGACUAUUUUUUCGCCUCCACAAAGACUAA